Molecule: messenger RNA, 1773 nt
Organism: Benincasa hispida (wax gourd)
Lineage: Eukaryota; Viridiplantae; Streptophyta; Magnoliopsida; Cucurbitales; Cucurbitaceae
Source: RefSeq, a predicted model, not a curated record
GAGAGGCCAUUUCUUUGUAUCAUUGGGGAAGGACCUCUCUGUAGUACUUCUGUUAAACUUCCCUUCUAACUUUCUCUCUCUCUCAUCUCUACAUAUUUAUAUUUCUCUCUCUUGAUUUCUCUGUAAAUUUUUCCUUCAUUUCAAGCUUUCAAAAUCAUCCAAGAGCUUAAAAUUUUCUUUAUUUUAGUGGGUUAAUCGAUCUAAGAUGCUCGGUUCUUUGACGAGUUUUAACGCAUUGAAAUGUUGUAAGAGAUGAGAUAAUCGAAGAGGAGAAUUUGAAUCUGGGUUCUGUUUUGUUGCCCAAUUCUGUAAUUGGUUUUUUCUUAAUCCGGAGUUGAAUUUCCGGAUAGGCGCGAGGGGGAAGAGACUUCGACUUUUAAAGAUAAGUAUUUGAGCGAUUUAGUGUUUCGUUGAGGGUUUUCUGAGAGAUUUGUUACCUUUUUUGAAAGUGGAAGAAGGAUUGGACUUAGAAAAAUGCAAUCAAUUAUCGGACUCUGGGAUUUAGAUUUACAUUUCGCUUGUUUUCUGCGGUGAAAGAAGCAGAUUUCUGUUCUUUGUGAGAGCUGAUUCUUGGGGGAGAAAACCCAGAUCAGAAAUUUCAGGUGGUGUAUAAUUAAGCAAAUGGAAAAAGACCAUCUCAGAAUCAAUAGCCAUGGCAGUUUCGUCAAUAACAAUCUCAACGGUAGGGAUAGAACCGCCGUGGACGGUUCGCUGUUGUUACGAGCGAGAUCUGAGGCCGCUGCCGUCGCCGUCGCAGCCAGGCCGCAACCCACGUCGUCGGAGUUCGUGUUACAAUGGGGAAAUCGGAAGCGUCUCCGGUGCAUGAAAGUCCAGGUCAAGGCCAAGGAUGUUUCCGCCGCAGCACCGGCUCACAGAACCACCGUCCGAGUGGACCGGCGGGUCGUUAGAGCCGAUAAAGACUCGAUUAUAACACAGAACCACCACCAGGCGAGUUCCAAUCAUAACCUUAAUCACAGUAAUGGGUAUUUGAAUCUCCGUCAACGGCCGAUUUCUCCUCAACCGCCAGUUCUACCGCCGCCGCCAGCUCCAUCUCAGCGUAUUCUAAGGAACUCUGAGAUUUCCGGUACGAUGAGACCCCAAUCCAACGGCGGUGUCAGAGCAAUUACUUCUCCGGACAGGGCGGCGCCGGAUAAGAGACCACCGUCUCAUCACGACCACCACCAUAAAUCCGCCGCUACCUCCGAUACCAAAAAGGGUGGGUCGUCUUCCGGCAGCGGAGAAGCCCUAGCACCAGCACCCCCGCAAGCGCUGCCGAUUUGGCCGCCGAAGUUCGUUAUAGCUUUAACGAACAAGGAGAAGGAAGAAGAUUUCAUGGCGAUCAAAGGGUCAAAACUGCCUCAGAGACCCAAAAAACGAGCCAAAAUUAUUCAACGCACCAUCAAUCUGGUGAGCCCAGGGACGUGGCUAUGUGAUUUAACGUUAGAGAGAUACGAAGUAAGGGAGAAGAAGAUUUCUAAAAAGAGACCAAGAGGACUCAAGGCAAUAGUGAAUAUGGAGUCGGAUUCGGAGUGAGAAAAAAAGGGGAGAGUUUAUAAUACAAAAUGAAUUUAGACUGUUUUGUUCUGAUUUGUGGAGAAGAUGGAAGUUUAUAUGUGGAUUAUAUAAUAUAAUAUAUAUAUAUAUAUAACUUUUUGUAGAUUUCUCUUGGCUAAUUUUAGCAUAAUGAAAUUGUAAUUAUUCUAAUUUUCUAGUUAUAGAUUGAAAAUAGAACAAGGCUCGAAGCUAGCUACAUUUUAUUUUUGGAUUAAGCAA